CUCGGUGGCCACCAUGUCUUUGACCUCUCCGUACCAGCACAAGUUGGCAGAGAAGCUCACUAUUCUGAACGACCGAGGUCAGGGCGUCCUCAUCCGGAUGUAUAACAUCAAGAAGACAUGUUCAGAUCCCAAAUCCAAGCCAUCUUUCUUACUGGAAAAGUCAAUGGAAUCAUCUCUCAAGUACAUUAACAAGAAAUUUCCUAACAUAGAUGUCCGAAACAGCACGCAACAUUUAGGACCAGUUCAUCGGGAAAAAACUGAGAUAAUUAGAUUCCUCACCAAUUACUACCAGUCAUUUGUGGAUGUCAUGGAAUUUCGGGAUCAUGUAUAUGAACUUCUCAACACCAUUGAUGCCUGCCAGUGCUAUUUUGAUAUUAAUCUCAACUUUGACUUUACUCGGAAUUACCUGGACUUGAUUGUUACUUAUACAUCAGUUAUUUUACUUCUGUCACGGAUAGAGGAUCGAAAAAUACUCAUUGGUACCUACAACUGCGCCCAUGAGAUGGUACAUGGGCAUAGCGAUUCCAGUUUUGCCCGCUUGGGUCAGAUGGUCUUGGAGUAUGAUCAGCCUUUGAAGAAACUGACAGAGGAGUUUGGGCCUCACACGAAGGCUGUGAGUGGAGCCCUCCUCUCUUUGUACCCCCUCUUCGUCCGAAGGACCCAGGGCGCUGAGCAGUGGCGCAGUGCUCAACUUCUAAGUCUCAUCAGCAACCCCCCAGCCAUGAUUAACCCUGCUACUUCAGACACAAUGGCUUGUGAGUACCUGUCUGUAGAAGUCAUGGAGCGUUGGAUCAUCAUCGGGUUUCUUCUCUGCCAUGGGUGCCUUAACUCGAACAGUCAGUGCCAGAAGCUGUGGAAGCUGUGUCUGCAAGGCUCCCUCUACAUCACCCUCAUCCGGGAGGACGUGCUGCAGGUGCACAAGGUCACUGAGGAUCUGCUGAGCAGUAAUAAAGGGUAUGGCAAGCGAGUGGCAGACAUAAAGGAAAGCAAAGAAUAUGCAAUUGCGAACAGUGGUCAGUUUCAUUGUCAACGGCGGCAGUUCCUUCGGAUUGCAGUGAAGGAGCUGGAGGCUGUGUUAGCGGAUGAACCAGGACUACUGGGACCCAAGGCUCUUUUUGCUUUCAUGGCGCUGUCCUUCAUUCGUGAUGAGGUCACCUGGCUGGUUCGCCAUUCGGAAAAUGUCACCAAGACAAAAACGCUCGAAGACUAUGCCGACUCGAGCAUUGCAGAACUGCUUUUCUUAUUGGAGGAGAUUAGGGCUCUGGUCCGAAGACACAUCAGAGUGAUACAGCAAUACCACCUUCAGUACCUGGCCAGAUUUGAUGCUCUUGUGCUCAGCGAUAUCAUUCAAAACCUGUCUGUAUGUCCUGAAGAGGAAUCCAUUAUCAUGUCCUCAUUUGUCAGUACUCUCUCCUCUUUGAAUAUCAAGCAAGGAGAUAAUGGAGAGAAAUAUGAAUUCUCUGGAUUGAGGCUUGAUUGGUUUCGUCUACAGGCAUAUACCAGUGUGGCCAAAGCUCCCCUGCACCUGCACGAGAACCCUGAUCUAGCCAAGGUGAUGAACCUCAUUGUCUUUCACUCCCAAAUGUUGGACUCGGUAGAGAAAAUAUUGGUGGAAACUUCUGACCUGUCAACUUUCUGCUUUCACCUCCGCAUCUUUGAGAAGAUGUUUGCUCUGACCCUGGAGGAACCUACCAUGCUGCGCUAUGCCAUUGUUUUCCCCCUGAUCUGUGCCCAUUUUGUCCACUGCACUCAUGAAAUGUGCCCAGAAGAGUAUCCCCACUUAAAGAACCACGGUCUUCAUCAUUGCAACUCCUUUCUGGAAGAGUUGGCCAAGCAGACCAGCAACUGUGUCCUGGAGAUCUGUGCGGAACAGCGAAACCUGAGUGAGCAGCUUUUACCUAAACAUUGUGCCACUACCAUCAGCAAGGCCAAGAACAAGAAGACUAUGAAGCAGAGGCAGAAUCCCAGGAAAGGAGAGCCUGAGAGGGACAAACCAGGAGCUGAAAGUCAUCGGAAGAACCGCAGCAUUGUCACCAACAUGGACAAACUGCACUUAAACUUGACAGAACUGGCACUGACAAUGAAUCAUGUACAGAGCUUCUCUGUGUUUGAACACACUGUCUUCCCUUCCGAGUAUCUCAGCAGCCAUUUGGAGGCCAGACUCAACAGGGCCAUUGUGUGGUUGGCUGGCUACAAUGCUACAACCCAGGAGAUUGCUCGGCCUUCAGAGCUGCUGGCAGGAGUGAAGGCAUACAUGAGUUUCAUACAGUCGUUGGCCCAGUUCUUGGGUGUAGAUGUUUCCAGAGUCAUCCGCAAUGCCCUCCUGCAGCAGACUCAGCCCCUGGACUCGUGUGGGGAACAGACCAUCACCACUAUCUACACAAAUUGGUACCUAGAAAGUCUGCUUAGGCAGGCGAGUGGCGGGACCAUCAUCCUCUCCCCGGCCAUGCAAGCCUUUGUCAGCAUCCCAAGAGAAGGGGAGCAGAACUUCAGCGCAGAAGAGUUCUCCGAUGUCUCUGAGAUGCGGGCCUUGGCUGAACUCUUAGGUCCCUACGGCAUGAAGUUCCUCAGUGAAAACCUGAUGUGGCAUGUGACAUCCCAGAUUGUGGAGUUGAAGAAACUUGUGGUAGAAAACAUGGAUGUGCUUGUUCAGAUCAGAUCUAACUUCAGCAAGGCAGACCUGAUGUCUUCUCUGCUGCCCCAGUUGACAGGGGCUGAUAAUGUGUUGAAGCGCAUGACCAUCAUUGGUGUUAUUCUCAGUUUUAGAGCCAUGGCCCAAGAGGGACUUCGAGAAGUUUUCUCCUCCCACUGUCCAUUUCUUAUGGGCCCCAUUGAGUGCCUGAAGGAGUUUGUCACCCCAGACACAGAUAUCAAGGUGAUCUUGAGUGUCUUUGAGCUGGCAUCUGCUGCAGGAGUGGGCUGUGACAUUGAUCCAGCCCUGGUGGCCGCCAUUGCUAAUUUGAAAGCUGAUACAUCGUCCCCUGAAGAAGAAUACAAGGUGGCCUGCCUGCUCUUGAUUUUUCUGGCUGUUUCCCUCCCCCUGCUUGCCACCGACCCUUCUUCUUUCUAUAGCAUUGAGAAGGAUGGUUUCAACAACAACAUCCACUGCUUGACCAAAGCAAUCAUCCAGGUGUCCGCAGCACUCUUCACACUCUACAACAAGAACAUCGAGACUCACCUCAAGGAAUUUCUAGUGGUGGCCUCCGUCAGCCUCCUGCAGCUGGGCCAGGAGACCGACAAGCUUAAAACCAGAAAUCGGGAAUCCAUUUCUCUGCUCAUGCGCUUGGUGGUGGAGGAGUCCUCCUUCCUGACCCUGGAUAUGCUGGAGUCCUGCUUCCCUUAUGUCUUGCUACGAAAUGCCUAUCGGGAAGUAUCCCGAGCCUUCUACCUGAACCGAGUGUCAGCCGGUACCCACUGAAGGGCCCUUUGGACCUGCCCUAAAGCCAUGCCACACUCCAUGCUGUGGCCAUUUCCCAGGGACGGGGAUGGGAUGGGGUCUCUAUGUUAGGAGUUAGAAGAAACAG
Messenger RNA from Sorex fumeus (smoky shrew), 3524 nucleotides. It is a transcript of the gene NCKAP1L, whose product is annotated as NCK associated protein 1 like. The transcript is spliced from 31 exons. Gene Ontology annotation, biological process: cell morphogenesis; cell projection assembly; cortical actin cytoskeleton organization. The record is from RefSeq and is a predicted model, not a curated record. NCBI's taxonomy places the organism in Eukaryota, Metazoa, Chordata, Mammalia, Eulipotyphla, Soricidae. Bases 14 to 3418 code for a protein of 1134 amino acids. Gene Ontology annotation, cellular component: SCAR complex.